GGCGUGAGCGCGCCCGUCGCAAGAUGGCGGCGGCCAUGCUGGGCCCCGGGGCUGUGUGUGCGCAGCGGGCGGCGGCGGCGCGGCCCGCCCUGCAGGCGCGGCGGCGGCGCUAGCCCGGCCCCGGCCUCCCUUUGCGAUCGCUACUUCCGUCUCUCCCCGCCUUGCCCGGUAUGGAUCUGCCCGUGGGCCCCGGCGCGGCGGGGCCGAGCAACGUCCCGGCCUUCCUGACCAAGCUGUGGACCCUAGUGAGCGACCCGGACACCGACGCGCUUAUCUGCUGGAGCCCGAGUGGGAACAGCUUCCAUGUGUUCGACCAAGGCCAGUUUGCCAAAGAGGUGCUGCCCAAGUACUUCAAGCACAACAACAUGGCCAGCUUCGUGCGGCAGCUCAACAUGUACGGCUUCCGGAAGGUGGUCCACAUUGAACAAGGCGGCCUGGUCAAGCCAGAGAGGGACGACACCGAGUUCCAGCACCCAUGCUUCCUGCGUGGCCAGGAGCAGCUGCUCGAGAACAUCAAGAGGAAAGUGACCAGCGUGUCCACCCUGAAGAGCGAGGACAUAAAGAUUCACCAGGACAGUGUCACCAAGCUGCUGACUGACGUGCAGCUGAUGAAGGGCAAGCAGGAGAGCAUGGACUCCAAGCUCCUGGCCAUGAAGCACGAGAACGAGGCCCUGUGGCGGGAAGUGGCCAGCCUGCGGCAGAAGCACGCCCAGCAGCAGAAGGUCGUCAACAAGCUCAUCCAGUUCCUCAUCUCGCUGGUGCAGUCCAACCGGAUCCUGGGGGUGAAGAGGAAGAUCCCCCUGAUGCUGAACGACAGCAGCUCCGCGCAUUCCUUGCCCAAGUACAGCCGGCAGUUCUCCCUGGAGCCCAUCCACGGCUCGGGCCCCUACUCGGCCCCGGCCCCGGCCUACAGCGGCUCCAGCCUCUACUCGGACGCGGUCCCCAGCUCCGGGCCCAUCAUCUCGGACGUCACUGAGCUGGCCCCCGGCAGCCCCGUGGCCGCCCCCGGCAGGAGCGCGGACGAGGGGCCCCCGUCGAGCAGCCCCCGGGUGCGAGUCAAGGAGGAGCCCCCCAGCCCCCCUCCGAGCCCUCGGGCGGGGGCAGCGAGCCCAAGGCGCCAGGCCUCCGUCGUGGAGACGCCCUUGUCCCCAACCGCCCUCAUCGACUCCAUCCUGCGGGAGAGCGAGCCGGCCGCCACGGCCCCCGCAGAUGCAGGGGCCCGGCCCCCCUCGACCCCGCCUGCCGCCUCCCCUGAGAAGUGCCUCAGCGUCGCCUGCCUGGACAAUUUGGCUCUCACUCCACAGAUGUCUGGGGUCGCCCGCCUCUUCCCCCACCCCUCCUCCUCUCUGCAUGGCCGGUUCCAGCCAGGGGCCGAGCUCAGUGAGCACCUGGACGCCAUGGACUCCAAUCUGGACAACCUGCAGACCAUGCUGACGAGCCACGGCUUCAGCGUGGACACCACUGCCCUGCUGGAUCUGUUCAGCCCCUCGGUGCCAGACAUGAACCUGCCCGACCUGGACAGCAGCCUGGCCAGUAUCCAGGAGCUCCUGUCUCCCCAGGAGCCCCCCAAGCCUCUCGAGGUGGAGGACAGUAGUCCCGACUCAGGAAAGCAGCUGGUGCACUACACGGCGCAGCCCCUGUUCCUGAUGGAGCCGGGCCCCGUGGACGUGGGGAGCAGCGACCUGCCUGUGCUCUUCGAGCUGGGGGAGGGCCCCUACUUCUCGGAGGGGGACGACUACGCAGAUGACCCCACCAUCUCCCUGCUGACGGGCUCCGAGCCCCCCAAAGCCAAGGACCCCACUGUCUCCUAGAGGGCCCGGGCCCGCUCACCAUGACUUGCUGGGGGCUUCACAGCCACGCCGGACUGACUAGUACUGUGGGGUGUUCACAGUCAAAUUGUAUUUUGGGUUUUUACACAAGUCCCCUUUCCACUUCUAUAGAAAUAUGCAGGUAUAUACACGGACGGACGGACGGACGGACGGAGACAGGCAGAGAUCUAUAAAGGACAG
Messenger RNA from Pteronotus mesoamericanus, 2009 nucleotides. It is a transcript of the gene HSF1, whose product is annotated as heat shock transcription factor 1. The coding region runs from base 171 to 1811 and encodes 546 amino acids. Gene Ontology annotation, biological process: regulation of DNA-templated transcription. Gene Ontology annotation, molecular function: DNA-binding transcription factor activity; sequence-specific DNA binding. Lineage: Eukaryota; Metazoa; Chordata; Mammalia; Chiroptera; Mormoopidae. The record is from RefSeq and is a predicted model, not a curated record. The transcript has 14 exons.